Helianthus annuus (common sunflower) is the source of this 683-nucleotide messenger RNA. RefSeq lists its product as uncharacterized. The transcript is spliced from 5 exons. The coding region runs from base 103 to 486 and encodes 127 amino acids. Lineage: Eukaryota; Viridiplantae; Streptophyta; Magnoliopsida; Asterales; Asteraceae. The record is from RefSeq and is a predicted model, not a curated record.
AUACACAUUCACAAUUUCUCUCUUGGGUACACAAAAUCUGUUAACCAGCUUAACCUUGCCAUUUUUGCAGCCUUUCACCUUCAUAAAAAUACUCCACAAAGUAUGAAGUUUUAUCUUAUGAACCUUCUGGUUUUGUUAGUUUUCCUAACAUAUAAAGCUCAAGGUGUAAGGCUGGGAAAACUUGCUUUAUCAUCUACAAACCAUCAAGACAUCUUUAAGAUUUCAUUAGUAAAAGGAAGCAUUGAAGAUGAUCAAUUGCUGGCAAAGAGUGCUCAAUUUUCAUCAGGAAUAAAUAGAAAGCUUAUGACAAAAUCGACAUCUUCUAGUAAUGGCGCCACGAUUUCGGAGAAUCAGAAGGAUAAACAUGAUCUUAAACCCGAGGCUAAACACUGGAAGAAGGAUGUCAUCACUGAUCAGCAAUACCCGGAAAACAUAGCCGAUAUGGAUUAUACUCCAGCUAGGAAAAAGUCUCCGAUACACAACUGAGUUUGAAACAAAUUAUAAGAGUAAAUACUCAAAGCAUAUGACAGUUAGUUUUGGAAAAUAGAUUGGAAUGGCUAUAAACGUUUAAAAAAUAUUGAAAAAAUGUUAAAUGUAUUAUAGGGUUAAGGAAGAUAUAUGAUUCUGUACACAAGGACUACAUCUUAGUUAGAUCACUUUGUUAGAGAUGAUGAUUUUGAUAA